UAACUCUGGGAGGAGCAGAACUGCUGGUACAUAAAACGGGCCUGCCGGUCCUUCUGACCAGACGAGUGAAACCAACCAAGAAUCAGGCAAAAUGGUCAAAUGGUCUGACUUCGAGCGCGCCACCAUCGCGGACAUCUUCUCCAAGAUUGACACUGGGGCCGUGGGCUGUGCAGCUCUCUCCAGGUGUCUGACUGUCUACCCCUGGACUCAGAGAUAUUUUAGUAAAUUUGGAAACCUCUCCAGUCCUGAUGCGAUAGCGUCAAAUCCCAAAGUGGCAGCUCAUGGAAAAGUUGUCAUGGGUGGUUUCGAAAAAGCUGCGAAGAACCUGGAUGACAUCAAGAACUCAUUCAGAGACCUGAGUGUGCUGCACUCCGAGAAGCUGCAAGUAGACCCUGAUAACUUCAAGCUCCUUGCCGACUGCGUAACCAUUGUGGUCGCUGGUCAGCUGGGUAAGGCCUUCACUUCUGAGGUCCAUGCAGCAUUUGAGAAGUUCCUGGCUGUGGUGGUGUCCUCCCUGAGAAAGCAGUACUACUAGAGAGCUCUCUGCAGUGGACACUCACAAUGCUCUGCUUUAAAAAAAAAAAAAAAAAAAGG
Molecule: messenger RNA, 594 nt
Organism: Nematolebias whitei (Rio pearlfish)
Lineage: Eukaryota; Metazoa; Chordata; Actinopteri; Cyprinodontiformes; Rivulidae
Product: hemoglobin subunit beta
Exons: 3
Coding region: 92-535 (147 amino acids)
Biological process (GO): oxygen transport; hydrogen peroxide catabolic process
Cellular component (GO): haptoglobin-hemoglobin complex; blood microparticle; hemoglobin complex
Molecular function (GO): oxygen binding; peroxidase activity; heme binding
Source: RefSeq, a predicted model, not a curated record